This is a messenger RNA of Coprinopsis cinerea okayama7#130, 1020 nucleotides long. Its product is annotated as actin alpha 1 skeletal muscle protein. The transcript is spliced from 7 exons. Lineage: Eukaryota; Fungi; Basidiomycota; Agaricomycetes; Agaricales; Psathyrellaceae. The record is from RefSeq and is a predicted model, not a curated record. The coding region runs from base 1 to 1020 and encodes 339 amino acids.
AUGGAAAAUGAACUUGCUGCCAUUGUGAUUGACUGUGGUUCUGGGAAGUGUAAAGCUGGCUUCGCUGGUAUGUCACUUAUAAGCAACGCCCAAUCCCAACGCGACAUCCUCACGCUCAACUACCCAGUCAAGCGCGGUAUAAUCACUAACUGGGACGACAUGGAAAAUAUCUGGCUCCACAUUCUCCACAGUGAACUUCAUACGACACCAGAAGAACACCCCAUCCUCAUCGCCGACACACCACUCAACCCCGAUUCCAACCGCGAGAGGACGGCGCAAAUCAUGUUCGAAACUUUUAACGUGCCCGCUCUGGCCAUGUCAAUCGAAUCAGUAUUAUCACUUUACGCUACUUCAGCGAGGACGUCGGGGGUGGUGCUAGAAUCCGGAGACGGUGUGACGAGCACUGUACCUAUAUUCGAAGGUUAUCCUUUGAGACAUGGGAUUUUGAGGUGGGAGUUUGGUGGAAACGACCUUACGGAACACCUCCUCAAGUCUCUGGGUGACCGUGGAUCCUACGUCCAUGGUGAUGUUCUGACGGAUAUCAAGGAGCAGUCGUGCCACGUCGCGUUAGACUUUGACCAGGAACAAAUUGCUCCGGAAAAGACUCACGAGUUGCCAGAUGGAAAGGCCAUUAUUCUCGGGAGUGAGCGGUUCCGUGUCCCCGAAGCGCUCUUCAAGCCCCACCUCGUCGGCGAAGAUACACCUGGCGUCCACGAAAUGAUCCACAACUCGAUUAUGAAAUGCGAUGUCGACGUUCACCGUCAGCUGUACAGCAGAAUAUCUCUCUCCGGUGGGACGACUAUGCUCUCCGAAUUUGCCGACCGAAUGGCGAAGGAAGUAGAAGCGUUGGCGCCAGUUGGAAUGAGGUUCAGAAUCGCUGCCCCCGACUAUCGCAAGCACGCUGUCUGGAUUGGUGGAUCCAUCCUCGCCUCGCUCAGCACCUUUCGUGGGUUCGCUUGCAGUAGGCAAGAGUACGAUGAGAUGGGGCCUAUCGUCGUUAACCGCAAACAGUGGCACUGA